GAUAUUUUCUCGAUAAUCAAUUUGAGAAUAUCGUUCUUCCGUGAGCCUAUACAGGUGAGCCCCGCUUCUUUUCUGUCUUAGAUUUCCUUCUCUUUCAUUCCUUUUUGUUUAUUUUUUCGUUCUUUUUUACGUUCGCUUGUUAUAGAGAAACCAUUUUACUUGAACUUAUGCAAUGUUUUACUGGCAAAUACAACUCUGUUCUCUGUAAAAGAAAAAGAAGGGGGAAAUCUGUUAUAAACGCCUUGAACUUUCACCCUAUAGCGUAGCUAUCGAGUCUUUUGGGGGUUUGAAGAGCUGGAGUGGAUAAUCCGGGAGAGUCAACUCAGGCCCAUUUGGAUGCAUCGGUUGAGCUCCCUUUAUUUUUAGUAAUCUUGUAGGGUUUUGGGGCGGAUAUUUUAGAAAAAUUGUUGCGGAUACAUAUGCAAGAAUGUUUGGGAAGUUCCAGCUGUUGAAUACCAGCUGUUUUCACACUCUGGGUUCCACAAGGUCUACUACCAAUUUUGGAGUUCCAGUAGAGCCAUUCGAUAGAGUUAAACCUGUUAAGAAGCGGAGAGAACCGACAUUGCUUGUAGGUCGAAAUGUAGUUCACAAGGAAACCAGUAUAAUUUAUAGAAAAGACCAGAAUGAUAGAAGAGAUGAUGCACUUAGUCCCAGUCCAGGGCAUAGCAGUUCUGUAGACAAAAAUAGAGGGAAGAGUAAGAAUAAUGGGGUACCUGAAAGGAAGAACGAUGGUGCGGUUAAAUUCAGUUCUGGGUGGAGGAAUUCUUCAGUUGGGAAGAUGGAGACAAAGCCUUCAGCAAAAUGGACUUCUUAUGGAGGACGCAUCCCGGCAAUCUUGCAAGCACUGGAAGCAGUUGACAAUCUGGAUGAGGCUUUGAAGCCGUGGGAGGACAGCCUCAACAACAAAGAGAGAAGCAUAAUUCUCAAGGAGCAGUCAAGUUGGGAAAGAGCUCUUGAAAUCUUUGAAUGGCUCAAGAGGAAGGGUUGCUAUGAACUGAAUGUGAUUCACUACAAUAUCAUGCUCCGGAUUCUUGGAAAAGCACAGAGAUGGAACCACUUGGAGAGCCUCUGGGGUGAGAUGGAGGACAAACGAAUAAUGCCCACAAAUUCUACUUAUGGUACCUUAAUUGAUGUUUAUGCUAAAGGUGGCCUUAGGGAAGAGGCUCUUCUUUGGCUGGAACGGAUGAAGCAGCAAGGUAUGGAACCUGAUGAGGUAACAAUGGGUAUUGUCGUUCACACUUACAAGAAGGGAGGGGAAUUUGAAAAGGCUGAACAAUUCUUUAAGGAGUGGUCAUCAGGUAAAUUGGGUAAGAAUGGAGGAAGAGUUACUUCUACCAUAAAUGGUACUUCUCACCCUCACAUGCCUUUCAGUUCAUACACAUAUAAUACCUUGAUUGACACAUAUGGGAAGGCUGGCCAACUUCAGGAAGCAUCAGAAACAUUCGCUCAGAUGCUGAAAGAAGGGAUUCUCCCCAACACCGUAACUUUUAAUACAAUGAUUCACAUUUAUGGGAACAAUGGACAACUGCAAGAGGUGGCUUCCUUGAUGCAAAAGAUGGAAGAACUUCGGUGCCUGCCUGAUACGAGAACAUAUAACAUCCUUAUUUCUCUCUAUGCAAAAAAUGAUGACAUUAACACGGCAGUCAGCUAUUUUACAAAGAUGAAGGAGGCUUUCCUUGAACCAGACUUUGUGAGUUACCGCACCCUCCUAUAUGCAUUCUCAAUAAGGCAUAUGGUUGGAGAAGCUGAAGCUCUUGUCUCAGAGAUGGACAAGCAGGGUCUUGAUAUAGAUGAGUUUACUCAAUCAUCUCUAACUAGAAUGUACAUAGAGGCUGGGAUGCUCAACAAGUCUUGGUCUUGGUUUGAGAGGUUUCAUUUCACAGGGAAGAUGAGUUCUGAGUGCUAUUCUGCCCACAUUGAUGCCUAUGGAGAGAGGGGCUACAUUUUGGAAGCUGAAAAUGUUUUUCUAUGUUGCCAAAAUGAGAAGAAAUUAACUACUCUUGAGUUCAAUGUGAUGAUCAAGGCUUAUGGGAUAAGCAAGCAAUAUGAUAAAGCAUGCCAUCUCUUUGAUAGUAUGGAGAAUCAUGGUGUUUUACCUGACAAAUGCAGUUAUAAUUGUUUAAUACAAAUCUUAUCCAGUGCUGAUCUUCCACACAUAGCAAAACCUUAUGUCAGGAAGAUGCAAGAGAAGGGAUUAGUAAGUGUCUGUGUUCCAUACUGUGCAAUAAUUUCAAGCUUUGUCAAGAUUGGUCAGUUGGAAAUGGCAGAGGGACUAUUUAAAGAGAUGCUUGCCUUUGGUAUUCAACCUGAUAUUGUUGUUUUUGGUAUCCUGAUAAAUGCCUUUGCUGAUGCUGGAUGUGUUAAAGAAGCCAUGAGAUAUGUCAAUGCAAUGAGAAGUGCUGGCUUCCCUGGCAAUCCCAUUAUCUAUAAUUCCAUGAUUAAGCUCUAUUCCAAGGUUGGAUAUUUGCAAGAAGCGGAGGAAACAUACAAGCUACUUCAAUCAUUUGAGGCAGGUCCUGAGUCUCCUGAUGUGUACCCAUCAAAUUGUAUGAUCUAUCUCUACAGUGAACGUUUGAUGGUUAAACAGGCUGAAGAAAUAUUUGAAGACUUGAAGCAGAGAGGAGUUGCAAAUGAGUUCUCAUUUGCAAUGAUUUUGUGUAUGUACAAAAGACUAGGAAGAUUUGAGGAAGCAAUUCAGAUUGCACGCAAGAUGCAACAUCUAGGACUGCUAACCAAUGUUUUGAGUUAUAACCAUAUAAUUGGUUUAUUUGCAUCAGUUGGAAGAUUGAAGGAAGCAGUAGAAACUUUUCAGGAGAUGAUGAAAUCAGGCAUCCAGCCUGAUGAUUAUACCUUCAAAUUACUCGGUAGUGUUUUGGUCAAAUGUGGGGUGUCAAAGGGAGCUAUUAGUAAGCUGGAAGAGACAAGGGUGACGGAUGGCCACCAUGGUUUGCGUGCAUGGAUGACAACUCUCUACUCUAUGGUACUGAUAGAUGAAGGAAGCAAUAGAAACUUUUCAAAAGAUGAUUAAAUGAGGCUGAUUCUACUUUCAAUUUACUUGGUCAUGUUUUGGUCAAAUGUGGGGUGUCAAAGGAAACUCGUAGUAAUCUUGAAAGACCAGGGUGAAGGAUGGACAGAAUGGUUUGCAUGCAUGGAUGUUUACUCGCUGCUCUAUGGUACUGAUGGAUGACAAUGUCUGCAGGUCAUGCAGUGAAACUAAAUGUGCUCUGAAUUCCCUUUCUGAGGAAUUGUUUUGAUAUGGUGUUGGUUAAAUAGAGCUCAGACAGUAGUCUCAUGGAUGAAGUUUUGGUUAACUGAUUGAACUUUUAACUGCCUAUUCCAGACUGCAAGUUUCUAAUAGGUUGCAGAGAGGCUCAGUAUUAUGGCAGACUAUGUAAACUUCAUUCUGGUCUGUCCAUAAGAGAAAGGUACUUGUAUUUUGUAAUUCCCUUUGCGUGGGAAGUGUAUAUAGUAUAAAUAAUUUAACUAUGUCUAAACGUAUUGAUUUUCUCUAGUUAAUUGUCAAUAGCAUUAUUUCUCUACCAAUAAAAAAGCAUUUACUUUGCUAAUUUUGUUA
Nelumbo nucifera (sacred lotus) is the source of this 3574-nucleotide messenger RNA. The record is from RefSeq and is a predicted model, not a curated record. Lineage: Eukaryota; Viridiplantae; Streptophyta; Magnoliopsida; Proteales; Nelumbonaceae.